Rattus norvegicus (Norway rat) is the source of this 3671-nucleotide messenger RNA. It is a transcript of the gene Tarm1l1, whose product is annotated as T cell-interacting, activating receptor on myeloid cells 1 like 1. Lineage: Eukaryota; Metazoa; Chordata; Mammalia; Rodentia; Muridae. The record is from RefSeq and is a predicted model, not a curated record.
AUCAAUCACUAAUUAAGAAAAUGUUCCAGGGUUGAAAGAUAUGGCUCAGAGGUUAAGAGCACUGACUGCUCUUCCAGAGGUCCUGAGUUCAAUUCCCAGCAACCACAUGGUAGCUCACAACCAUCUGUAAUGAGAUCUGAUGCCCUCUCUGGUGUGUCUGAGGAUGGCAACAGUGUAGUCACAUACAAGAAAUAAAUAAAUAAAUCCUUAAAGGAAACAAAAGAAAAGAAAAGAAAAUGUUCCACAGGCUGGCCCACAGUCCAGUCUUAGGGAGGCAUUUUCUCAACUGAGGUUCCCUCCUCCCAGAUGACUCUAGCUUGUGCCAAGUUGACAUAAAACUAGUCAGCACAAUGGUUUACGAAAAAGUUGGGAGAGAACAAGCAGUGAGGAGAACAAGCAGUCAGGAGAAGGAUACGUUGGAGGUGUCUGACAGAAGUGGGAGUUUAGAGAUGGGGAUAGAUAUGAUGUAUGGAACUGUCAAAAAACAAAUAAAAUUAAUAUUGAAACAAACCAAAGAACAAAAGGGCAGGGGACAACACCAAUUAGUCUAUGAUUAGCAUCGUCUCAGAAGCUUGGUGAGAAUUCAUAAGUAAGCUUAGAGGUAGGUGGUCUGAAUUCUUUCUGUGUGGUAAGAGGCCUCAGUAAACCAAGCCAGUAGGAAGUGGCGUGACAUAUCGAUAGAGAUCACAUCCCGAUUAUCACCAUGAAACAGAAGCUGAGGGCUAGCUCUGAAGAUUACGAGCUGAAGGAAAGGCCUUACUGCUGGUGUGGGAAUUAAACUUUAACAGGAAUGGCAACCUGAAGAUGCAGUCCGGGGAAAGUAUGUUAACGUGGGGUACCAUGAAUUCCCAGUUCUUGCUCUUGUUCUGUCUCGGGAUAUGGACUGGGCAAACAGACAUAAGUGUGUUCGGAUCCUUUUUCAAUCCCAUCUUCAAUGUCUGGCCUAGCUCUGUGGUUCCCGCCAGGGGCAAUGUGACCCUGCAAUGUACAACUUAUAAAGAAGAUGCAAACUGUGUUAUUAAAAAAGAAGGUACUAAUUUGAAUCUCGAGACACCAAUUGGUGUGACAGACAGGACAUCUAAAUUACAUCUCCCUAAGAAUUGGCCGAGAACAGUUGAGUUGUAUCUCACAGGGUUAGAACAGAGUGAUGCCGGAUGCUACACCUGUGAAUGCUAUGAGAAUGAGAACCCCGAUGACAUGCUCAGUGUUGAAAUCCUAUUAUUGGUCACAGGACAUUUACCUAAGCCUUCCCUCCAAGCUCACCAACGGAGCAAUGUGACAGCAAAAGAGAAUGUGACCCUGCAUUGUCAGAAGCCAGAUAAUGUGACUGAAUACAAAAUGUUCAUGCUAUUGAAAGAAGGCACCUCAUCACCUGUACAGGUUCAGAGUUCAGAAAGCAACAGAGCUGACUUCUUACUUCAUAAUAUGAUACCAUAUGACACAGGAAAUUACAGUUGUGUCUAUCACAAGAAAGAAGCCCCUUUCUGGGCCUCACACCCCAGUGAUCACAUUCAGAUCUUUGUGUCAGAUCCAAAUGUUGGCCAAACAGACACGAAGAGAGACGAUACCCUUCCCAAACCCUGCCUCAGUGCUUGGCCCAACUCAGUAGCAUCAGAGAAUGGCAACGUGACCCUGCACUGCGUGAGUCCCACCCCAGACAUACAGCUUGUUCUCAGAAAGGGAGGCGUUAUUUUGGAUUCCAGGCUUCCACAUCAUUUGACACAGGCGACAGCUGAGUUUCGUCUGACGAAUCUGCGGCAGGCUGAUGCUGGAUAUUACACCUGUGAAUACUAUCUAAAAACGUCCCCCGAUAGAAUCUCACCUUCCAGUGAUGGGCUCUUACUAUUGGUCACAGGAUACUUGUAUAAGCCUUCCCUCCGAGUCAACCACUCGGGCCUGAUGACCACAGGAGGAAAGGUGAACUUACAGUGUCAGAAGCCACACAAUUUGACAAACUAUAAAAUGUUCGCUCUGCUAAAGGAGGGAAUGUCAUCACCCGUACAAUUUCAGAACUCAGAAAGUGACACAGUGGAUUUCACCCUUCAGGAUGUGACAGUCAAUGAUACAGGAAGGUACAGCUGUGUGUACCUUCAGACAGAAGCUCCUUUCAGAACCUCAUAUCCAAGCGACCAUCUUGUUAUCUCAGUGGCAAUAACCCCAAGUGCCGUAUCAGAAUGUUAUACCAAGAGCAAUCACAUACGGCUGGGAAUAUCCGCCAUGUUUGUGGUGUUUAUGGCAGUUUUCCUGGCCGAAGCCUGGUACAGUCAGAGGGCGUCACUAAGCAGACACAGGCCCUACAGCACCCCAGGGCCACCAUGAAUCAUUGGUCAAAGCAGACAAGUUGCUCUUCAGUUUUCUAUGAAGCCUGUACCGCCCGCUCUUUGAAAGCUAUCCUGGGAUGGGAUGACAUCCAUCUCUUCAUUCCUUACACGGCACAGAGGACAGAACUGGCCAUAGAUGUUCACCGGACUUCACUGUUUUACAAUAACUACACUGAAAACUACUCCUAUUUUCCCCUACAGAUAGGGCAUGCUGCCUAGAGCAUAAACCAAAGCCUUGGUACUAUGGAUCUGUUUCUGUGUUCAUAAUUAUGUUAGUAUGAUCUAUAAGGCUUUAUUUUAUAUUUCUUUAGAAUGUAUUUUGUGUACCCUCCUGGAUAUCAUUGGCACUAUGUAUGUAGUAUGCAAAUUAGGUACCUUUUGCAGUGUAUAUUACAUGUAUCUAAUAUACAAUUAAUUGUAAUGGUUUUGAUAAAUUAUUAGGUUGAUGCUUUGUCCAUUCUCUCUCUCUCUCUCUCUCUCUCUCUCUCUCUGAGUGUGUGUGUGUGUGUGUGUGUGUGUGUGUGUGUGAGAGAGAGAGAGAGAGAGAGAGAGAGAGAGAGAGAGAGAGAGAGGUGUGCAGGUGCCUACUGCAGCCAGAUCACCUGGAGUUGGAGUUACAGACAGUUGUGAACCACCUGAUAAUGAAUGCUGGGAACUGAACCUAGGUCCUCUGGAAGAACAGCAAGUGCUCUUAACCACUAGGCUCGCUCUCUCUUCCUCCCUCCCCCUCUCUCUCUGUCCCCCUCCCCCUCCCUCCAAUCUGUUUUUUGAGGCAGGGUCUCUCAGUGAACCUGGAACCACUGAUUUGCCUAAACUGGCUAGACAAGAGGCACUAGACUUCCUCCUGUCUUCCUCUGCCCAUCAGGAGAUCACAAGGCCAGUUGGAACAUCUGACUCCUUAUGUGGAUACUGGGGAUAAGAACUCAGGCCCUCUCCACAGUCAGACAUUAUGUGGAGAAAGAGUUCUUGGAGGUCUCCAUUGAAGCUCUGGGAACACAGUGGAAGAGGUGGAGGAAAGAUGGUGGGAGCCAGAGGGGUCAAGGACACCAGGAGAACUGUGGGAUCAACUAAGAAGGAUUCAUAGGGGCUCACAGAGACUGAAGCAGCGAUCUUGGAGCCUACAUGAAUCUGUGCUAGAUCCUCUGUGUAUGUGGUAUCGUUAUUUUGGCUUGGUAUUUUGGGCAGACUCCUGGCAGUGGGAGAGGAGGUGUCUCCAUCUCUUUUGCCUGCUACUGGGAUCCUUUUCCUCCUAUUGGGUUUCCUCUCCCAGCCUUGAUGCGAGGGUCUGUGCCUGCUUUUAUAGUACCUUGUUGUGCUGGGUCAGCUGACAUCCCUGAGAGAACUGCUUUA